This is a messenger RNA of Phlebotomus argentipes, 4976 nucleotides long. RefSeq names its product rap guanine nucleotide exchange factor 6 (gene PDZ-GEF). Gene Ontology annotation, cellular component: apical plasma membrane; plasma membrane. Bases 330 to 4895 code for a protein of 1521 amino acids. Gene Ontology annotation, biological process: positive regulation of GTPase activity; Ras protein signal transduction. The transcript has 13 exons. The record is from RefSeq and is a predicted model, not a curated record. Gene Ontology annotation, molecular function: protein binding; guanyl-nucleotide exchange factor activity. NCBI's taxonomy places the organism in Eukaryota, Metazoa, Arthropoda, Insecta, Diptera, Psychodidae.
UAUAAAUUGACUUCAGACGUCAACGUUUGAAAUGUUUCAUAAAUCUAAGUUCAACACAAAUCUAACUUAAAUAUUUGGAAUCGAGAGAAAUAAAAUUUUUGAGGCAUGUAUUCGUAUGCAGUUUGUAAUGCAUAAAUUGCGCUGGGAAAUUGCCAUAGCAGUCUGCAGAAUAUCUCUUCUGUUAUUUGUUAUGCUUUGCAGUGAUCUCGGAGUGUCAUGCUUAAACUGCCUGAUCGCUUUAUGGAGGCAUUGUGCUGUGAUCCUCAUCAACGAACACUUCAGGUUGCAUACAAACUGAAAGUUUAUCACACAAUAUUAAUGAAUUAUCAAUGAACUAUAGUUUAAUUGAUCUUCAACAGAUUUAUUAUGGAUUGCACGCCAUGGAGCCGCUUGUCACACUCAGAGACCCCAUCUUACGUGCUUUAUGUAAAGUAGUACGGCAUGAAAAACACCACGUAAACAACAUACUUUAUUACACUGGAGAGUUUACCACCAGCUGGUAUGUGCUGUUAUCGGGUGCUGUUUUUACCAGCGGGACAAUGUUUCUACCCGGAUCCAGUUUUGGAAAGAGAAAUGGUGGCAGCUGUCGACGACCCAGCGACUGUUUGGUGUUAGAGACAUCAGAUAUGAUAGUUAUUGAUUACCCUGAAACGUCAAAUAGAUCAUCUGAUUUGCAUCGUUCUUUGUCCGCCGCAAAAGUGGCGCGCAGUCAAUGUGAACACGGAAUGGAUGACCAAGGGCAAAUCUCUAGUGGCAUCUGUAGCAUAUAUACUGACGAGCUAACACAGCGACCAGAUCUGUACCAGAAGUGCAAUAGAGGAAGCCACUCAAGUGACACGAGUUCAGCUUACAGUGGUUCUGACACUAUGACUUCAGUUCACAGCUCCUCUAUGGAUACCGAUGAAGUGGAUUUGUCCGGACUAGUAGAGAGUGUCGUAGAUUCGGAUGAGGAAGACCUAGCUGAGAGUAUGGAUAGCCUUACAGUCCGUGAUACUGUGCGUGAAUGUUUGGAAAAAGAUCCUACAGAUCGUACGGAUGACGAUAUUGACACUCUCCUAGAAUUUACGCAAAAGCUAAAAGCAUUCACAAGUCUGACACUAGCUGUUCGUCGCGCCCUGUGUAGUGUAAUGGUUUUUGCUGUAGUGGAGCGUUCAGGUACAAUGGUGAUGAAUGAUGGAGAGGAAUUAGACUCAUGGAGUGUUCUCAUUAAUGGCCAUGUGGACAUCGAACAUGUUACGGGUGAACGUGAGGAACUUCAAGUCGGUGACAGCUUUGGCAUCUUACCUACCAUGGAUAAGUUAUACCACCAGGGUGUAAUGAAGACUAAAUGCGAUGAUUGCCAAUUUGUAUGCAUAACACAAACAGACUACUAUCGUAUUCAGCACCAGGGUGAAGAAAACACGCGGCGCCAUGAAGAAAAUGGACAUCUCGUGAUGAUAACAGAGCUAAGACAUGGUUUGCUCGAUGCUGGUACACGACGUGGUCAUGUAGUAAUUCGAGGGACACCUGAGAGACUCAUGCUACAACUACUAGAGGAAAACUCAAUGACAGAUCCAACAUACGUUGAAGACUUUCUACUUACAUAUCGUACAUUCAUUGAGAACCCUAAUCAAGUAGCUCAACAGCUACUCACGUGGUUUGAGAAUGAGGAAACAUCGCCAACCCUGUGUACAGUAACACCUACAGAGAUACGGGAUCGUGUAACACGUACAGUGAUAUUAUGGGUGAACAAUCAUUUUACUGAUUUCGAGUUUGACGGUCAAAUGAUGGAAUUCCUCGAAAUGUUUGAAGUGGGUCUUGAAAAGAAAGCCAUGGAUGGACAGUUGCGAUUGUUGCACAUCGCCUGUUCAGCUAAAGCUCGUACACGUAUUGUUACACUUACGCGUUCGUCGCGUGACGAAGAAUUACACUUCGCCGUAGGUGGUGGAAAUGAACGUGGAGGCCUGGGAAUUUUUGUUACAAGUGUAGAAAGACGUACAAAAGCCCAUGAUGUCGGAUUUAAGCGUGGCGAUCAAAUUCUAGAGGUUAAUGGAAAUAGUUUGGAACAUGUGACACUUGCACGUGCUAUAGAAUUGUUAAGGAGCACUACUCAUUUAUGUGUCACCCUUCGAAGCAACUUACUCGCUUUUCGCGAGAUGCUGAUCACACCAGAAUGUUUGUCACCCCGUGCAAGACCUGCGAGACGUCGUGUUCUUCCGGAAGUAGACCCACGGGCUAGAUCUUCCGCGGAUUUGAUUGGUAUCGGACUAGAUCAAACAGAUGCUUGUUUAAAAACUCCAACAUCACCGGCAACAAAAAAUAAUAUAAUCUCUCAUGUGGGUCCACUAUCUGCGCCCGCCACUGUAAAGAGUGGCUUUAUGACUCUAGCACCGAAGCGACGUAUCCAGAAAGCACUGAUUAAGAUGAAUCUUCUACCCAAGAAUUCUCUCAUUUAUGCUACUGAUGGUGGAAGCAUCGAUGUUGAGACACUGGCGCCGCCCAGCGGAGAUAGUAGUAGUACCAGCUCUGGGUCAUCUCAAUCAGUGACGGCAGCUGUUUCACCAACAGCAGUAAUGUAUCACAGCCAGAGUAAUCCAGAUAUUAGUGCUAUGUACUAUGAUGACACCCGGUCCACUGACUAUCCCGAACAUGUUCUCAAGGUUUACAAAGCCGAUCAAACAUGCAAGUAUUUACUAGUACAUAAGGAGACUACGGCACAUGAAGUGGUAAUGUUAGCGCUCCAAGAAUUUGGAAUACAUGAAACUAGCUCCAACUUUUCCUUGUGUGAAGUUAGUGUAGGCGAAGGGGGCAUGGUAAAGCAGCGUCGUCUGCCAGAUCAAAUGCAAAACCUGGCAGAGCGAAUAGGUUUAUCAGCCCGUUACUAUCUUAAAACAAAUGGUAUCACAGAAACACUUGUCUCAGAUGAUGUUGCGCCGGAGUUAGUGCGCGAAACUAUAGUACACUUUCUUCAAUUGAACGCUAAUGAAGUCGCAAUGCAACUUACAUUUCAGGACUUUGCCAUUUUCCGUCAAAUUGAAAGCACAGAAUAUAUCGAUGACUUAUUUCAACUGAAGUCACCAUACGGUACUCCAAUGUUAAAACAAUUUUCCGAGCUGGUAAAUCGUGAAAUGUUUUGGGUGGUAACGGAAAUCUGUAGUGAGACUAAUAUGAUGCGCCGAAUGAAGAUAAUCAAGCAAUUUAUCAAAGUUGCCCGACACUGCAAGGAAUGUCGUAAUUUUAAUUCAAUGUUCGCCAUUGUGUCGGGUCUGGGACACGUAGCCGUAAGUCGUUUGCGAGUCACGUGGGAUAAACUUCCCAGCAAGUAUCAAAAAUUGUUUAGUGAUCUACAAGAAUUAAUGGAUCCUAGUCGAAAUAUGUCCAAAUAUCGUCAGCUGGUGUCGACAGAGCUUAUCACUCAACAUCCUAUUAUACCUUUUUAUCCAGUAGUGAAGAAGGAUCUUACGUUUAUCCAUCUGGGAAACGAUACAAGAAUUGAAGGUCUCAUUAACUUUGAGAAAUUACGCAUGAUUGCAAAGGAAGUGCGAAGUUUAGCCUACAUGUGCAAUUCACCACACGAUCUGCUCACUAUGUUAGAAUUACGUGGACAACCACCUAGCUCGGCAAUGGUGGCGCUAAAUCAGAUGUCCGUAACAGUGAAUCAAGCAACUAUUAAAAGGCGCAAGAAAAGCACAGCCGCACCAAAUCCAAAAAAGAUGUUUGAGGAAGCGCAAAUGGUACGUCGAGUGAAGGCUUACCUUAACAAUAUUAAGGUAAUUACUGAUGAAGACACUCUUCAUGCGCUAUCAGUUGAAUGUGAAGCUAGUUGUGGAUCAGCACCUAGUAGUGUUACGAUACGAAAGCGUCAUCCAUCGCCAACACUUAGCACAACAAGUAGCACAAGUAGCACGAGUGAAGGAAAGAAAGCAGCAGCCAAGUUCGGGGCAGCUUCACCACAGGCAGUGAAAAAAAUACUAGCAUUGUCUGAACAGAGCAAAACAAGGCCCCACUACCCAAAACAUCCCGGUAUUGUUCUACCCGGACUUACGCACUAUUCAGCUGGACUCCAGACCUCUGUGAGUCCCUCACCGUCACCUAGUACUAACCGACGCAUUAAUUCCAGCAACAGUUCAGGGUCAGUCUCAUAUAGUGCUCAUAGUCAUACAAACAGCGGACGUCCUAUUCACGAACGCAGUCAUUCAGACACACCGACGCCUGUACCGUCUGUUGAUCUAUCAGCGGAAAGCAGCAGUGUGACAUCGUUAAGUAACAUGCCUCUGCGCAAAACUGUUACAUCUAGUUCAUUAACGUCCAGCGACAGUGGUCAUGGCUCUUGUGCUCAGAGUGCAGCUGACAAUCAAUCAAAUUGCUCGGAGAGCAAUAGUGGACUGUACCAUGUUGCAUCCUCCAUUGUACACAAUUCACCUUCACCCACAUUGCAGCAGCGGCGGCACUCAGUUCUCCACGGCUCAUGCCUAAGCAAUUAUAUAAUGUCAACGUCAUGCAUUGCGGUGCCAUCGCAACAUCAUCACACCCACAUGCAACAUAGUCAAAUGGGAAAUACGAUGAAUGGAGAUUUGCCACCAUAUCAACUCACAUCAAUAGUUUCAACAACACACGGAGUCGCCAAUUUUCUCACACCACCACAAUUUCAUUCGGCCACGCGGUACAACGCUCAUAUGCUCAAUCCUCGCACAUCCGGCUGUCCCCGUUUGCCACCUGCAUACAGUGUUGCUGCUCAAAUGGCACGUCUUCACCGUCUCGGACGGGCGCACAGUCAUGAGGGAGUAACUACAGUUUCAGCAGCUGCAGUGGCUGUUUCCUCGGGAUCUCUUAUAACUAAGCAAACAAACUAUGAACCAGAUACUGAGGACUAUGAUGAGGAUGAUGAUGAAGAGUCACAAGUAUCAGCUGUUUAGACACAGUGAGUGAUUGUGUAAGAAUAUAGCAACAUUCCAUCACAUCUUAUAAUAUGAGGAAACUAGACAAAAAACCAAAUG